Molecule: messenger RNA, 507 nt
Organism: Melanaphis sacchari
Lineage: Eukaryota; Metazoa; Arthropoda; Insecta; Hemiptera; Aphididae
Product: ABC transporter G family member 20-like
Exons: 5
Coding region: 1-507 (168 amino acids)
Biological process (GO): transmembrane transport
Cellular component (GO): plasma membrane
Molecular function (GO): ABC-type transporter activity
Source: RefSeq, a predicted model, not a curated record
AUGUUUUAUUUUUCAUUAUUAUUGAAAAGUGAAAUUCAAAAUGGAUACUUGAUGAGAAGCAUGAUUGCAGGAGUUACGAUUUUUGAAAUUGUAUUGAGCUUUGUUAUAAUUCAAGUAAUAUUUUCAAUAAUUCAAGCAUUUUCUUUAUUUUUUCUGGCGGAUUUUCUACUGUAUAUUAGCUGGGAAAGUUCCUUGUUACUAAUUAUCCAGUUAAAUAUUGCCAUCGGUAUCUGUGGAAUGAGCAUUGGUUUACUCAUCGGUUCAUUCACUAACAGUUCAAUCCAAUCAUUUUAUAUAACACUGUUGGUGUGCUUAGUGAAUAUAAUGUUGAGUGGUAUUUUUUGGCCAAUAAAAAAUACAGAAUUGGCUCUACUACCUAUUUCAAUCAUAUUACCAUUAUCUAUGCCGAUUCAAGCAGUUAAAGCUAUAUUGAUCCAAGGACAUAAAUUUGAUUCAAACGAUAUUCUUUUAGCAGGAAUGUUCGAACUUCCUAAUUCUAUUCUGUGA